Messenger RNA from Vitis riparia (riverbank grape), 2051 nucleotides. RefSeq names its product probable sugar phosphate/phosphate translocator At3g17430. The coding region runs from base 679 to 1821 and encodes 380 amino acids. Gene Ontology annotation, cellular component: Golgi apparatus; trans-Golgi network; endosome. NCBI's taxonomy places the organism in Eukaryota, Viridiplantae, Streptophyta, Magnoliopsida, Vitales, Vitaceae. Gene Ontology annotation, molecular function: antiporter activity. The transcript is spliced from 10 exons. The record is from RefSeq and is a predicted model, not a curated record.
GAAUGCGAUGAGGGAAGGGGUGAUGGGUAUUCAUUUGGACGGAACUCAACCACUAAAGCACAAAGGUGCCGAGUUCGUUUCUCUUUGGUUUUUUCUUCUAGAAAUUUGUCCCGGACACAACACAGGUGUGAUGUAAAGAGGGCACAUCAAAACGACGUCGUUUGGGUGAUGGUUUUCUGGAGUAGAAAGGCUGAGAGAGAAGAAACACUUCUUUAGUCUCGGAAAAUUGGUCAUUGGGAAUUCGGUGGUGGCAGUAGAGAUUAGGGAAAAUCCAUGAGAUUCGACGUGUGAAAAUUGGUCCGAUCUCUUCCUCGCUCUCAUCAGAUUUGCCGUGUGAAACUGCUUCCGUCUCUUCUUCUGUUUAUCUUCAUAUUCUCCUUUUCUCUCUGCUCUCUUCCCACUGCGAUCUGUGAAGCUUCUCCGCCCACUAGGGUUCUUCCAGGGUUUUUGCAUUCUGCAUAUCAGAAUAACUGUGAUGAUAUUUGAGUAAAUCAACCAGUAUAUUGGUGAUUAUUGGUGAAGGCCCUUGAGGGGGCUAAGACUACAACAGAUUUCUGCUGAAACAUGCCUAGAGUCCUUUCAUUUCUGGUUUCAAGUGAAAAGCUCAUGGUCAUAGAUAUUUGGCUAGCCAGGAAUUGCUACUGAAAGAGUUGUUGUGCGAAAUAGUAGGCAGACACUAUGGUUGGAAAACAACUUUUAUUGACUUACUUAUACCUUCUAGUUUACAUACUGCUCUCAUCAGGAGUUAUUUUGUACAACAAGUGGGUCCUCUCCCCAAAGUACUUCAAUUUUCCAUACCCAAUAACUCUUACUAUGAUUCAUAUGGGAUUUUCUGGUGCAGUGGCAUUCUUCCUUAUCCGUGUGAUGAAGGUUGUAUCACCUGUCAAGAUGACAUUUGAAAUAUAUGCUACAUGUGUGAUUCCUAUUAGUGCCUUCUUUGCAGCGAGCCUAUGGUUUGGUAACACGGCCUAUUUGCACAUUUCUGUGGCCUUCAUCCAGAUGCUGAAAGCCCUAAUGCCUGUGGCAACAUUUCUUGUGGCUGUUGUCUGUGGAACUGACAAAUUAAGGUGUGACGUCUUCUCGAACAUGCUGCUGGUCAGUGUUGGAGUCGUCAUUUCCUCGUAUGGGGAAAUUCAUUUUAAUGUAGUGGGCACACUGUACCAGGUUACGGGAAUAUUUGCUGAAGCUCUUAGGCUGGUCUUAACCCAAGUUCUUCUUCAAAAAAAGGGCUUAACACUAAAUCCUAUUACCAGCUUAUAUUACAUAGCUCCUUGCAGUUUUGUGUUUCUCUUUGUUCCUUGGUAUUUACUGGAGAAGCCUGGAAUGGAAGUUUCACAGAAUCAGUUCAGUUUCUGGAUAUUUUUCUCGAAUGCUGUUUGUGCUCUAGCCCUGAAUUUCUCAAUAUUCUUAGUAAUUGGUAGAACUGGAGCAGUAACCAUCCGAGUUGCUGGUGUUUUGAAGGACUGGAUACUAAUUGCCCUGUCAACUGUUAUAUUUCCUGAAUCCAUAAUAACAGGGCUUAACAUUAUCGGCUAUGCAAUUGCUUUAUUUGGUGUUGUCAUGUAUAACUACUUGAAGAUCAGGGAAGGCCGUGCAUCUCAACCUACUGAAGGUAUCCCAGAAAGAGUAAAGGACCUAAAAACAGAGAAAAGGUCAUCCGAUCUAUUUGCAGCCAACGUUGGUAAUAACAGCAACAAUGGAGGAAAGAAUGGUUGGAAUGGUUCUGCUUCGGACUCAAAUGCGGAUGAAGAAGCACCCCUAAUUCCUGCUUCCUUGAGGAUGUCUCAUCUUGGGCGCCAGCUUAGUGGGCACACAGCAUGAUGAAUGGCUGUUAAUAUGACUUACACUCACUCUCAGUAAUAGGCAUUUUAUUUUCUAGAAGCAAAGAAACAAAUGAGAACAAUGUUAGUAUGAGCAUUUUAUUUGAUGUUUAGAACAUGAUUCUAUAAACCCAGUUAUUCAUGUGAAGAAAUAUCAUUCUUUGCAGAGCAUCUUGUGUUUUUAGCUUAAUCUAAUUUGAGGAUGCAAAUGAAGGCUGGUUUUUUCUAACA